AUGGGCGGAAGUGAGAGUAUAAACCUGAAUACCCUUUCGCUAAAAGGUCACCCAGUCGGAACAGGACAGGUCCUGCAUCCUCCUGGUGAGGGUCCAGCGGCGGUCGGGGGAUUGGCUCUGGGUCCACACCGUCCUCCAGGUGAAGGAGAACCUCGAGAACAGCCAGCAGCCACUCAUCGUUGCCACCAACCAGGUCCUCAGUCCAUCACAGUUCUUGAAUUUCGAUCCAUACGACAUACUACAGAUGUUAUUCUAGACACGACUAUGGAUGUGUACUAUCCUGUGAAUAUUGACAGCGGUCUGGAGCCAUUGUUGCCAAGAUAUCCUUCCCAUAUUUCUGGAUCGACUCCCAAACGAGGUGCUCCCGCCUAA
Nezara viridula (southern green stink bug) is the source of this 372-nucleotide messenger RNA. NCBI's taxonomy places the organism in Eukaryota, Metazoa, Arthropoda, Insecta, Hemiptera, Pentatomidae. The record is from the annotation of a GenBank genome assembly.